Messenger RNA from Nicrophorus vespilloides, 1714 nucleotides. RefSeq names its product TBC1 domain family member 19. Bases 128 to 1663 code for a protein of 511 amino acids. The record is from RefSeq and is a predicted model, not a curated record. The transcript is spliced from 6 exons. Lineage: Eukaryota; Metazoa; Arthropoda; Insecta; Coleoptera; Silphidae.
ACAGGUUUCCAUAGCAACUAUAUAGGUGUUACUGGAGAAACUGAAAGUAACUUCAUAUUGUUCUUAUUCGGCGUUUCAAUUUGCUUUGAUUGAUUCAAAAUUAGUAGAGUUGUCGAAAUUUGUCACCAUGGAAGAACUUAAAGAUAAAGGCAUGCCGCAUACCUCUCAGAAGAUCUGCGACUCCAUUCAAAAACACCCCUCGUACAUUGGUUUCAUUGAAGAAGUGCAGAAAUUGGUAUCUAGCUCCAAUGUGAGCGUGAACAAUUUCAACGAAACAUUAAUGAAAGCAAUGCGCGAAAAAGGAAUCGAGUGUCAUAUGAAGAACAACGUAUUUCAUUGGGUUGCAUCGAAUAAGAAAUAUAAAAUGGAUUCCCCGAUAGUCGACUUGGCAUUUUUUAAACGGGCCCAAGUUCAGUGGGACAAGAGGAUUCACAAAUCAUUAAAUUCGAUGUGCUCGGAAUUAGGAAUUACAUUGGCAAGGGCGCGGUCUUCACAGGACAGGGAGGAAUUAUCAGAAAAAUGGGGAGAACUAAGUAAUUAUGAUAUCGACGUUAGCAAGUAUAGACCUGUAUAUGCGCCAAAAGAUUUUUUGGAAGUGUUACUUCAUCUGAAAAGCCCAAACUGCAAAGUCUAUGAUAUCGAUCCUAAUUGGGAAUUCGCCCAUUUACCAAUUAAAGUUAAAGAUCUCCCGGAAUUGAGGCAACAUUAUGGCGAGUUAUCGAGAGGCGAACAAAUUUUAGGAACUCAUACUUAUGGUACACUUUUCGAAGCUGAACGAAUUCAGAUUGGAGAAAGAGUGUUAGCUCAACACUACGCUCCAGUUGCUCAAGAGUAUUUGAAACGUGGCUGUCCAAAAAAUUUGCGCUCCGAGAUGUGGUCUUUAGUCCUUGGGGCUGACAUAAAUAUGAUUCAAAGCGAAUAUUACGAAUCGUUGAAAAACCACACGCUCUACUACGAUCUGAUGAUAGACAAAUUAAUAAUCAAGGAUAUCCAAUUAACGGCCUCGAAUGACGAUCAGUAUUUUGUUUUCGAAGAUGUUCUAUAUCAGGUGAUGUUAUGUUUCAUGCGUGAUGGCGAUAUUUUGAAGCAUAUUUCCAGCCAGCCAGGUUACAUGCAAGUUAUUUUGAAAGGAAAGCAACCUACAUCAGAAAACACAAUGACUUUUCCGCCUAGCGGAGUAAUACCGUUUCACGGUUUUACGAUGUACGCAGCACCUAUAUGUUACCUAUUCCAAGAUCCGUUGAAAUUAUACUACGUUUUUCGAGCAUUUUACUUGAGAUACUGGCAUAGACUGCAUAGAGUAUGCGGCCAUGAGCAAGGAAUCGUGUCAAUAUGCUUAUUGUUCGAAAGGCUUCUGCAAAAAUUCGAACCGGCACUGUGGCACCACUUUCGGGAAAUUUCAAUAUCUCCCAUAAAAGUGGUUUUUAAAUGGCUGAUGAGAGCGUUCAGCGGUCAUUUGCCACCAGAGCAAGUAUUGCAAUUAUGGGAUUUAGUUUUAGCAUAUGAUUCAUUGGAGGUAAUUGCUUUAUUGGCUGUAAUAAUUAUGAUCUUUAGGAAGGACAAUUUACUGCAAGUGACUACAUUAACUAAUAUCGAAUCAGUAUUAGCUGAUAUUUCGUCGAUAAAUGUUAUACCUUUAUUACAAAUGGCAUUAUUAAAAUAAAAUUUUCUGUUUACAUUUUAUUGCUAAUAAAUAAAUAAAUACAUCAAGUGG